AUGUCCGACGGCGCAACCCUUUUCCAACUAGUUUUCACGCGAAAUGAUGCUUCGCACAGCGAAGUCGCCAGAAUUAUUAACCAGCAGGUUGAUAACAGUCAGAGUUUGGAUAUUAUAAAUUUCCGACCCCAGCGGCCAACAGACAAAUUAACCACUUAUGUGGGGGUCGCGGACGUUGGUGGCAGCGCAGUGCAUGAAUUAGAGGAAAUGCGACCUCCUAGACGACUGUCCCCUGGGCUUCAAUGGAAUGAAGAAGGACAGUACUGGGGUUACCAGCAGUCAUCCCCUGCAAAUCCCAACUUGGACGAAGGUGUCUGCGUUCCACCCUACUGCAUUCCGGCAGUGUGUUCGGAUACAGGCGCUGGAGAUCUGUGCCCGCAGAAAUGCGUAACUCAAAAUUGCGAUAUCGGCUGCUUCCCGUCUUGUAUUGCAGGAUCUCAGUGCAUAAGAAACAUUUGCUAUUGCGACGCUUUUCGAAGAGCCACGGAAUGCAAUCUGAUAAGUUCAUUGGAUUGUCAAAAUUUCUUUAGUUUGACAUGUUCAGUUGGAUGUUUUAAACCGUCAACACUAACUCCUCCUUCUGGGUGUGAUUGUGCUAUCCCAUUCCACGUUCUCUUGCAACCAAUGUGCGCCACGGAAUCUCAGCUCCGAUGUCCUAAUAAUUGUUCCGGCAACGGGUUUUGCGAUCAAAAAACUGGCCAAUGUAUUUGCAACUUGGGCUCUACCGGUCCUAGCUGUUCCUCGAAGGAUUAUUGUGUUAUCACUUCUGGACAACCCCCAUGUGAAUACGGAUGCGUUUCCUUGAAUGAAACCCGACUAUGUACGUGCCCUUCACCGUUAGUCCUCCAACCCGACGGGGUCAGUUGUGACAACCCGUGUCCUCCUGGUCUUACUGGACCACAGUGCUCCUAUGACAUUGAUGAAUGCCUUACAGGGAUCCAUGGAUGCCAGUAUUAUUGCGUCAAUACAUUUGGUUCCUAUGAAUGCAGGUGCCCUCCAGGGAUGACGCUAAACCUUCAGGACAACAGGACAUGCUUAGGUCAAACCUGCGAUCCCCCAUGUAUACCCGAUCAAGGCGAGUGUGUUUUGGGAGGUGUUUGUGAAUGUCGAUCCGGGUUUCAAGGCCCUAGUUGUGAAUUUGAUGUCGACGAGUGUAUUACUGGGAUCAGUGGAUGCGAUCAUGAUUGUAUCAAUACAUUCGGCUCAUUCCGAUGUCUUUGCCGACCUGGCUUUGAGCUCGACCAUCGAGAUAACAAAACAUGCUUUGCAAAAGGCUGCAAUCCGAGUUGUGUAUCUGGUCAAGGUGAAUGCAUUGAUGGACGAUGCAAAUGUUAUGAAGGUUUUCAAGGAAACGCCUGUGAAAAUGACCUCGAUGAGUGCGCCUAUGGGCAACAUAAUUGUCAGGACCGAUGUGUAAACACCCAUGGCUCAUUUCGUUGUGAAUGUCGACGAGGAUAUGAAGUGGAUCCUCGUGACAACAGAUCUUGUAUUCCUCGGCAAUGUGACCCUCAGUGCAUUCCAGGCCAGGGAAUUUGUGUCGAAGGCCAUUGUCAAUGUAUCAAAGGUUUUCGAGGUCUUGCUUGUGAAGAAGACGUAGAUGAAUGCAGAGACGGAACUCACAACUGUGAGCACAAGUGCCUUAACACACAUGGAUCUUUCGAGUGCGCAUGCCUCGAGGGUUAUCGACCUUCUCAGUUGGACUCAAGUCGUUGUGAUCGGGUAAAAUGUGAACCCGAUUGCGUCUCAGGCCAAGGAGAUUGUCAAAGUGGAAUUUGUGUGUGUAGACCCGGUUUUACUGGACACCUUUGUGAUCAGGAUGUUGAUGAAUGCCGAGAAGAACUACACAACUGUGAGCACGAAUGCGUGAAUCUACAUGGAUCCUAUAAGUGUAAGUGUCGUGAGGGCUAUCGAAUAUCUUCUAGCGAUCCUAGACGAUGUGAACCCAUCACCUGUGAACCCAGUUGCAUUAAAGGACAAGGCUUCUGUCAUAAAGGCGUUUGCGAAUGUCGAACGGGCUACACGGGUAAGGCCUGUGAGCGAGAUAUUGAUGAAUGCAGCGAGGGGAAGCAUGAUUGCCAGCAUAGGUGCAUUAACAGGGUGGGUUCAUUUGAGUGCGUUUGCAACAAAGGCUACCGUCCAGUCCCCACGGACUCGAGCCGUUGUGAGCCUCUGCCCUGUGAACCAGAAUGUGUGCCAGGACAGGGUGCUUGUAGACAAGGUAAGUGCGAAUGUAGAAAAGGAUUUGCAGGAGAGGCAUGUGAAAGAGAUGUGGACGAAUGCAUUGAGAGUCGACACGGCUGUGAACAAAUCUGUGUCAACAAUCACGGCUCGUAUGAAUGCGCUUGCUAUGAAGGCUACCAGCAGUCCUCUCAAGACCCAAAACGUUGUGAACCUGUUCGUUGCCAAGCCGACUGCGUUCCUGGCCAAGGAGUGUGCUGGAAAGGUGCCUGUCACUGCAAUCCCGGUUUUGCUGGAGAGUCCUGUAAGGAAGAUAUCGACGAAUGCAAGCUCAAACUAGACAAAUGUGAGCACACGUGUGUGAACACUUGGGGUUCCUACAAGUGCGAAUGCGAUUUUGGCUACGAGGUAUCUUUGGAAAAUCCCCAUAAAUGCAUUCCUAGUAAAUGCACUUCAAACUGCGUUCCAGGGAAAGGCGACUGCGAUGAAUAUGGCCGCUGUAUUUGCCGACCAGGUUAUGAAGGCCCCUAUUGCCAACACGAGGCUGACGUCUGCUCCACUGGGCAUCACGAAUGUGAGCACAUAUGUGUUAGCCUACCAGGGGGACGCCACAUAUGUCGAUGUUAUCCUGGUUACAGUCCAGACCCACAGCAGCCUCAUCGCUGUGUCGCGGUAGGUUGUGAUCCGCCAUGUAAGGCUGGCCAAGGCGUCUGCAUUCCACACAUAAACGAAUGCAGAUGUUUCGCCGGAUAUGGAGGCGAUCGAUGUGAGUUAAAUGUCGACCGAUCCGAGGAGAAACAAGAAUGCGGAUGCUCACACAUCUGCGUAGGCACACCAGAUUCCUUUCAUUGUGAGUGUCCUCCUGGCAUGCACCUUGCGUCCAACAGCACGACCUCAUGUGUUAAAGACACGCGGUGUAAUCCACCAUGUUGGCCCGGUCGGGGUGUCUGCGUGGACACAAACUGCUGCAAAUGUUACGAAGGGUUCGCUGGGAGGUACUGUGAGAUUGUCUACAAUGCAUGCAAAGCAUUUCGACCCUGCCAACAACAGUGUGUAAACCAAGGUGACGGAAAAUAUGAAUGCCACUGUUGGCCGGGAUUCGUUCCAGCCCUACCAAACAAUGCAACUACAUGUAAACAUGCAUGUAGACCAGGAGUGGACUGCUUCAACGGCCAUUGUGUUGAGGGUCGGUGCGUCUGCAAACAGGGGUUUACCGGCAAAAAAUGUGAUGAGGACAUCGACGAGUGUCAGGGAGAGGGAAGUAUCCAUGCUAGAUGUGAACACAGAUGUGUUAACACCCCGGGAUCUUAUGAAUGCCAGUGUAAUUUGGGCUAUACGCUUCAACCUGAUGGAUUCUCAUGUCAGAAGAAUGAGGCUCAGAAUGAUUGUCCUAGUGAGUGUUUAAAUAAUGGUGUCUGUGGUUCUGGGUGUAAAUGCCCAGAUGGAUUUCGUGGACCACUUUGUGAGGAAGUUAUCGACGUCUGUAAAGAAGAAGCCCCAUGUGAACAAUUGUGUUAUAAUAAACCGAACGGAGGCUACUUAUGUGCUUGCCGGGAGGGGUAUGAGCUCAAUCUGGAUGGUUUCAGUUGCGACCCUUCAGAAGUCUGUGAUCCCCCAUGUUCUGGAAGUUCAAAGUGCAUUCAUGGACGAUGCAUUUGUCCCGUCGGGUUACAAGGACCCCAGUGUAACUUGGACGUUGAUGAGUGCUCGAUGCCUGCCCACGUGCAUGGGUGCCUUCACGGAUGUUGGAACACAUUCGGUUCCUACGAGUGUAUCUGCCCUCCCGGAUACACACGGCUGCCGGACAAAAGAACAUGUUUAGUGACAGAUUCCGAAGAUGGAUGCAGUCGAAUUUGCAGGAAUGGAGGAGUUUGUAAGGGCGACAACGAGUGCUCAUGUCCCCGGGGUUUUGAAGGCCCUGACUGUGGUCAGGACAUUGACGAAUGCGCAACCUUGGCGCCUUGUGACCCCGACCACAGUAUCUGCAUUAAUCGUUAUGGGGGCUAUGAAUGCGUCUGCCGGCCCGGCUACAUACUGCUCCUGGAUGGACGUCACUGCAUCCCUGAAGAGCGGGCAAGGCAGGCACCACACCUUAUCUUCCGUGGCCGUGGAACCAAAGGGGUUAUGAUGGGUAGAAAAAUAAGAAACCUUCUCUAG
Mesocestoides corti is the source of this 4335-nucleotide messenger RNA. Lineage: Eukaryota; Metazoa; Platyhelminthes; Cestoda; Cyclophyllidea; Mesocestoididae. The record is from the annotation of a GenBank genome assembly.